CGCCUGGUAUACAUACUGCAACCAGGACUAGGUGUUUGAGCCCGUCAGUUUCAGCGCAACGAGUCGUUCCACCCAAAUCGAACGGCUUCUCUAAGAUCCUGAUCUACGUUCACAGCACAGACCAAAGUUAGAGCUGCACGUUUACAUAUCCUCCGUGCCCUGCAGCCUUAAACUCUUCACCUCCGUUCCUUCGACUCCUCAAGCGCUCGGAUCUGGACGCAAACAUUCAUUUCUUCGCUUCGUAUCUGGCUGGCCGGGUUAAACUUUGACUGAAUAACGUCCCUUCAGUCGAGGUUCUGUUUGCUUACUUUCUUUUAAUUGCAAUCUAAUACCCAAGCAUCACGGCCACGACCUCGUCUUUGGUGGAUAACAACAUAGAGAGAUACAGCCAUUGGUCCUCAGUAACACCGCCAACAUGGGAGCCGCACCAGCUGGGGACUCGUUUUCGCGAUUCUUCAUGCCGAAGAAGUUCGCAUUUCACUUUUUCUUUUGGGGGUUUCAUUGGGCGCUUUUUGCGAUAGGAUGGUGGAAGCAAGCAGGCGACGCUCGACUAGCACCUUUGAACGCUCUACAAUUCUCAGUAUGGAUCUCUCGAGGCGCUGGCCUUGUUUUGAGUGUCGACACAAUGGUCAUCGUUAUGCCUAUGUGCCGCAACAUCCUCCGUUGGCUUCGACCCAAGGCUAGAUGGCUACCCCUGGACGAGUCCCAAUGGUUCCACCGACAGGUCGCUUAUGCUAUGCUGUUCUUCACUGUCCUCCACACCUCAGCGCAUUACGUCAACUUCUUCAAUGUUGAACGAACACAAGUGCGACCGCAAAUAGCACUCCAGAUCCACUACACCGAAGCAGGUGGCAUCACUGGACACAUUAUGCUUCUCUGCAUGCUUCUAAUCUACACCACUGCCCACCACCGCAUUCGACAGCAAUCUUUCGAAACGUUUUGGUACACACACCAUCUAUUCAUCCCAUUUCUCCUCGGCAUGUACACACACGCAACGAGCUGUUUCGUCCGAGACACGGCACCUGCCUUCUCUCCAUUCGACAAGGACAACUUUUGGACCCACUGUAUUGGAUACGAGGGCUGGCGAUGGGAGCUUUUCGGAGGCGGUCUCUACCUCUUCGACCGCCUGUACCGCGAAAUUCGCUGCAGACGCCAAACUGAGAUCGUCAAGGUCGUCCGCCACCCCUACGAUGCUGUCGAGAUUCAGUUCACGAAGCCUAGCAUGAAGUACAAACCCGGACAAUGGUUGUUCCUCAACUGUCCCGAGGUCAGCUACCACCAGUGGCACCCCUUUACCAUUACGUCCUGCCCUCAUGACCCGUACAUCUCUGUCCAUGUUCGCCAGGUGGGCGACUUCACCCGCGCCCUCGCAGAUGCACUUGGUGCUGGACAGUCUCAGAGUAAGCUCUACGAUGAGCUCGACCCUAUGGGAAUGUACGAAAUUGCGCUUCAGCAUGGCCAGAAGAUGCCCGCUCUGCGCAUCGACGGUCCCUAUGGCGCACCCGCCGAAGAUGUCUUCGAGAACGAAGUGGCAGUUCUCAUCGGCACAGGUAUCGGUGUCACACCUUGGGCUUCCAUCCUCAAGUCCAUCUACCAUCUGCGUUUGUCCCCCAACCCUCCCAAGCGUCUGCGCCGUGUUGAAUUCAUCUGGGUUUGCAAAGAUACCUCGUCUUUCGAAUGGUUCCAGACUCUGCUCUCCUCUCUCGAAGCGCAGUCUGUUGGCGCCAGUGACGGCGACCAGUUCCUGCGCAUCCACACCUACCUAACGCAGAAGAUGGACGCGAACACCGCGCAAAAUAUCGUGCUCAACUCUGUCGGUACGGACAAAGACCCCCUCACGGAGCUCAAAAGCAGAACAAACUUCGGCCGUCCAGAUUUUCCGCGCUUGCUGUGUGGUAUGCGUGAUGGGCUGCUGGAUCGUACAUACAUGAACGGGCUUGAAGGUACGCUGAGGACAGACGUGGGUGUAUACUUCUGCGGGCCAAACGUUGCAGCGAGAGAUAUCAAGAAGGCGUGUAAAGAGGCGACAUGCCAGGAGGUUAACUUUAAGUUCUGGAAGGAACAUUUUUAGACAGCUAGUGUUGUCCUUGACACGAGAUGAAGGCGUUUGGUGUAUGACAUCCACCUUUUAAUGGAAUUAUGUCAACUCUUUCAAUCAUUCAACUUGUGCUGCUCUGAUAUGUACAGGGUCACGCGGGCUCUGCGGGACGCUUCAUGUUUGUAUCCC
Molecule: messenger RNA, 2227 nt
Organism: Boeremia exigua
Lineage: Eukaryota; Fungi; Ascomycota; Dothideomycetes; Pleosporales; Didymellaceae
Product: NADPH oxidase A
Exons: 3
Coding region: 416-2071 (551 amino acids)
Biological process (GO): defense response; superoxide anion generation
Cellular component (GO): NADPH oxidase complex; plasma membrane
Molecular function (GO): superoxide-generating NAD(P)H oxidase activity
Source: RefSeq, a predicted model, not a curated record